This is a messenger RNA of Schistocerca nitens (vagrant locust), 851 nucleotides long. RefSeq lists its product as uncharacterized. The record is from RefSeq and is a predicted model, not a curated record. The transcript has 4 exons. Lineage: Eukaryota; Metazoa; Arthropoda; Insecta; Orthoptera; Acrididae. The coding region runs from base 13 to 849 and encodes 278 amino acids.
CGUCCCUGGAAGAUGCAGCGCCCACUCGCGGCCCUCAUUGCUUUCGCCGCACUCGCCGCAGCACAGAACCCAGAAUGCAACCCACUGGGUGACAUGAGGGGGUGCAGUUCGCCGGAGCGCUGCGAGGAAGUCUUCGUAGAAGGCCUAAUCGGAGAAAAGAUAACGCGGGUCAACGCUUCCUGCCACAACAUGCUGGACGUCGCCGAGAACCGAUCUCGAGACGCGAAGAUGCAAGCGGCGAUGACGAACAAGGAGAUGUGGAAGCGCAUGGUGGAGCUGUACCCGCAGGUGUGCCGGCUGCGGCAGAACGCGACGGAGAUGCAGGAGGCGGCGAGGCGAGUGCUGGACACCAAGGGCGACACUAUAGCUCUUGCUGUCGCCAGCGCCUGCCGAGAAGUGCUCGAAUUCCCUGCCGGCACCUAUGACGUGCUGGCGGAGCGAGUGCUCACCUGCUUCAGGAACUUCACGGUGGAGGUGAUGGAAUCGGCGAGGCGACUGGAGGAGCAGCUGAUCUCGGGCAGCAUGGAGCGCAUCGAGCAGACGGCGCAGAUACUGGAGGAGUGCAUCCCGGACGUGGAGUCGUGCGAUCUGCCCGAGGAGGACGUGGCGGCGAUGGUGGAGUGCGUGGCCCGCAGGGAGGCGGAAAAGUCGCUGGACGAACGAGAGAAGGAGCUGGGCAUCUUCGCCACGCACCUCGUCACCUUCGCCGGCGCCAACUACACCAUGCUGGUGCAGCGCAUGAGUCGCUGCUUCGCGUACACCUUGGACUCGUACUCAAACGCGACCGAGGCCUUGUGGGACAAUAACAGCCAGUGCACCGGCGUGCCGCGCGUCAAGGACGAGCUGUAGGG